This is a messenger RNA of Clunio marinus, 348 nucleotides long. The record is from the annotation of a GenBank genome assembly. NCBI's taxonomy places the organism in Eukaryota, Metazoa, Arthropoda, Insecta, Diptera, Chironomidae.
AUGUCACUUUCUGUUUGUUCAAGUGCUAAUCGACGUUAUUACUUUCAGUUCAACAAUAACAAGCCAAUUGUCCGAAAUGCUUGCAUAGUUUGCGUUGAACGCGCUAUCAGUUUCAGCAAGACAAACGCUCAAAAGGGCUCAUUUGGCUUCAUUGGCUCAGGGUGGUUGUGUCGGGAACCUAAUUCUAAGGUCCCCGUUUCGAUUCCCGGUGUCAAUGAGGUAAGGCGAGCAAUGAGAAUGCAAAAGACUAAGAACGCUGCUGAAAAUGGAACACUUGCAAUGCGGCCGUUCCCAUGGGUUUACCGCACUACAAAUGAAACUCUGGGAGUUGGUUGUCUUUGUCAUUGA